AUGGAACGCAGCGUAGAGAAUGCGGACAUAGAAGUAGCGUGUGAAGCGGGCAAGAGCGAGGGAAAAGAGCACGGGGAUACAUGGUCCGGUGCAGAUAUGGGUAUAUGCGAGCUAGCGUAUAUAGCGUUACGUUUUAAACAUGGAAUUCAAUUAGACGGAACCCGUAUGAGCCAAGAGGGCAUGGACGAACAGAAGAAGAAAAUACACAACUAUAUGAGGUGUAUUCUAGUAAAUAUAUUCAUGAAGAAAAUAAUGGGCAUGAAGUGUUUAGACCGACCUGGUGGUAAAUUUGCAUUCGGUCUUGUGGGAGGUGAAAUAACUGACGUCGAGGGGAAACCGUUCGGUAAUGUUGCAUGCGAGUGGCACGAUGCUGGAAAAGGAGGAGAUGGAAGUGGAAGAGGUGCAAAGGACAGAGAUUUGUGGGAAGUAAUGAAAAGAUGGAAUGACCGGAAUCAGAUGAACAUAGGGGAUGGGGAUUGGGGCGCAUUAGGGAAAGCAUGUAAAGUGGAAAAACGAGGACGUGCGGAAGUAACGGAACAGGAGGCAGUGAAGAACAAAGUGCACGAAGAGAUAAAGAAUGUAGAGGACGAUUUAGAACAGAAGGUGCCGGAAAUAAUACAGGCCGUGAAAACAUGUACUGAACGGGAUAAGGAUUGUGUAAAGAACUUAUUAAAGAAAAAGCAGCAGGAAGAGAUGAAGAAGGGGCAGGACCCCUCUUCAACAGCUUCACCAGGUGAAGUUCAUAUACCCGCGAGGCCACCACCACCUCCUCCACCAAGGAGACCAUCUACACCAAGACAAGGUCCGACGGGAGUAGGAUCACAGGGCGAUGGAACCGGGAAAGGGCGACGACCACGCCCUGGAACAGCACCAGGCAAGAGACCAAGACCACGGCCUCGGCCACCACCAACGGACUCAGCACCAUCGUCACCGUUACCGACACCCGGCGACGGCAAACCACCCGGCAGCGGAGGAGCAGAACCUGCCAAACCAGUAGCGGCGACCCUGGCAUCACCACCGUCAUCGGGAAGUGGCACGACGUCAACGACGACGACAUCAUCUGGUGGUGGUGGUGGUAAGGCUGGUUACGGUGCUGCCGAAGGAGGAGAGAAGGGGAAGAAGGCCGGAACGGACGACGAUUGUGACUGGAAGAGCAUAGAGGACGAGAAGAGGACGCAAGUGUACGUGCUGCGUAAUUAUGAUGAACAGCAACUGCAAAACAUGAAGGAUGUGUUGCAGCACUUUAUGGAUUAUAUGGCAAAGAAGGACUAUAUCAUGGAUGCCAUGGGUGCAAACUGUGAAAAUUCUGGUUGGGAUGAUAUAGACCAAACAUCAACAUAUUACACGGGUCAGACGGUAGCGGACAUGAUAAGAUGCCGCCUGGUGUCAGGAGCGCUGUGGUUUGCCAACGGUGAUAGCAUAGCAGGGAAAAGCAGAGAUAUGGAUGAAACGCAGAACAGGCUAAGAUGCGAGCUAGUGAAUGCAUUCGGGUACAUACUACACCACAAGUAUUGUGAAAAUAAGACACCGUGGAAAAGAGGUAUAAAGUAUGCCUGGAAAACGGUAAAAGCAAUGGCUGGGGAGGGAGGAAUAAUGGCAAAUGCACAAGGUCCAGUUAUGACGGGUGACUGUACAGAAUGUGGAUAUAAAGUUACACACGGUUCCGUGAGAGCAGUAGAUGGAGAUAUGGUAAACCUAUUAAUAACUGAAGGAAGAAUAAUGGACAAGAUAGGAGAAAUGGAGAGGACGCAGGACUGCAGUGUGAAGUGGACUGAGUAUAAGUCGCGGCCAGGGGCGAGUGAUGGCAAGGGAAGAGUGGACUGGAAGAAAAUCCCUGAAGUAAAACAAGAGGAAAAGAAGAUAAUACAGAUAACGAAGGAGGCAGUUGAAGAAGUUAAAAACAAAAUAGACGAACAACUUAAAACAAAAGCAAAGGAAGGUAAGAACACGACGUACCGGAGUAGUAACAACACGGUGCAUGGGAACACGGAGAAUAUGACUAGUAACAACACGACAACGACGGAGGCGGCACCGAAGACAGAGGGGUCCGGGGAAGACAAGACAAAGGACAAGGGGAAGGCAACAAAACCUGGGGGAUCUCAGAUAACAAAACCGUCAAGCACACCAUCACCAUCAGCGCCAGGGGAACUAGGCAGAGCAGACACAACAGGGUCGGCAGACGCAACCACUGUUACACCUGGGCAACCACAACCACCGGCAUCCCCACCCGCGCCAGGGGCAGCAGGAACCCAACCUGAUACCGGUGCUGCAACACCCAAGGGACCACAGGAACCAUCAGGUGAGCAAAAGUGUAAGGCGACUCUGCAUAACCAUCAACUCACCACCGGACGUAUUGUUAUAACUCCAACCUGCACGCCCGAUGAAGCUUUAGGAGGCGCAAACCACGUCCACGAUGCUAGUGCUAAUGGUGGCAGUGCUACAGAGCACACGACAUCUAAGGACGGCCACGGUUCAUCAGCGGUUGUAGGAGCAGCACCCGCCGCACCGGAAUCCCAGCCACUUACCCCUGUCUCCACUAUGGGGCAGGAUCCAGACAAGGGUUCGACGCCGGAUGUGGCUACUACAAUAUCAUCAUCAACACCAGGGGAACCACCAACACAGACAGAUCCCGUAGAUGCAGUACCAGGUUCACAAGCACCGGUACAUUCUGUGGACGACAGCACUGCGGACCCCGCUGGUCAGGGCGUCGCCGUCGGUAACGAUGACCCCCCUCCUCUCAAUCCACCUAAACCAAAACCGAACCCGAACCCAAAUCAAUCGGGUAGUAGCGGCGGCGGCGGCCAAGGUAGCGAGGUAAGUGUUCCUACCAAUAAUCAGGCUGAUCCGAAUACACAACAAAAUGCGGGCAGUGGACAAGGCGACUUCACUUUAGAAAUAGCACUUCCAACAGGAGGGGGCGAUGUGGGCGGAUCAUAUGGAACAGGUCCAACACCAGGUCCAAAGGGGAACCCUCCGCACAAUGUGCAACACGAUGGCCCCUUCUUCCCCGACCUAACCGCCGAUAUCCUUACCGCCACUACUCCCGUACUCUUCUUCCUGUCCGCCGUCACCGUCGCCGUCGUUAGUUAUUCCCGUUGGAAGGCGAGUACACUAGGCACAUCCUCGGGUAAUGGCACAAGUCAAUAUGGCACGGUAGAUGCCAGUACAGUUGGAACGACUACAGUGUCGUUGAGUGAUGCAACGGAUGUAGGGAAACGGGGCACACGUAAUUUUUACGGUGGUCGCGUGAUGGGUAGUCCUGCGAAGAACACCGUGUUCCAUAACAUGCGUAGGAAGUUAAAAACCAAGGUGCACGUCAAGAAUCCACGACCUGUACAGAGGAAGUCACAGGCGCUCAUCUAUUUGGGCGUUCUAUUCUGGUUCUGCUACUCAAAGAAAGGAAGAAAUAUAUUAAGGGAAGCUUGGACGUGCGAAACAUUCCCAGAAAAAGACAAGAACCUAGAGGUACCCGGGAAACAAGAGGUACGGAGGGAACCAGAAGCACUCGCCAAGCAGAGGGCACCGGAAAAACUAAGAGUACCCGGGAAGCAGAAGACAUCUGGGAAACUGAAGGUACCCUGGAAAAUAAAAUUACCUAGGAAAGCAUAA
Plasmodium fragile is the source of this 3609-nucleotide messenger RNA. RefSeq lists its product as uncharacterized. The record is from RefSeq and is a predicted model, not a curated record. The transcript has 6 exons. Bases 1 to 3609 code for a protein of 1202 amino acids. Lineage: Eukaryota; Apicomplexa; Aconoidasida; Haemosporida; Plasmodiidae.